This is a messenger RNA of Coregonus sp. 'balchen', 1300 nucleotides long. Lineage: Eukaryota; Metazoa; Chordata; Actinopteri; Salmoniformes; Salmonidae. The record is from the annotation of a GenBank genome assembly.
AUGGUUAUUAAGGACAAAACCUCCCUCUCUACAGGUCUCUAUAGGAAACCUACGGACAGGAAUACCCUCCUUAGAGGUGACAGCUUCCAUCCACGUCCACUUAUUAAAAGUCUUUCUCUAAGUCAAUUCAGUCGCAUCAGAAGAAAUAUGCAGCUCAGAAACAGACCACGGACCUCAUACAAAGGUUUAAGGAAAGGGGGUACAAAGACAAUUGGGUAAAACAUACCAAUUAUCGUUUUGAAGGACUAACACAGUUGGAAAGUUAAAGAAAAAGCAGAAUACUCACCAUUGGGGAAGGCAUUUAAGGACAUUAUCAGGAAGCACUGGUACAUUAUUGAUACUGACCCACAAACGUGAAAGACAUUGUGGUUAAAUCUGAUUAUCCACCAGAGAAAAGGGAAACUUUCUUGGACAAGGUUCCGGAGGGUAAUUACAAAUGUGGUCAAUUGCUUAAUGCAGCUUCACGUACAAAUGUAACUCAUUUACCCACCCCCGCACAGGACAAAGAUUGAAGAUCAAAGGCCUGAUUACCUGCAUGUCCACCAAUGUUAUUUACAUGUUGAAAUGUCCUUGUGGUCUGUCUUACAUAGUGUCACGACUUCCGUCGAGGCUGCCUCCCCUCCUUGUUCGGGCAGGCUUCGGCGUUCGUCGUCACCGGCUUACUAGCCACUGCCGCUCCAUAUAUCAUCACUCCAUUUGUCUUGUCUUGUCAAUUACACACACCUGGUUCAUAUCCCCUCAUUAGUUGUGUAUAAGUGUUCCCUCUGCCCCCCUUGUCCUUGUGGGUGAUUGUUUAUUUGUGAGAGUAGGGUGGAGCUACUCGUACCUUGUAUUGCCGGGGUAGAUAUUUCCCCUGUGCCUGUAUUAUUGUUGGAGCUACCCGUACCGUGUAUUGCCAGGGUAGAUAUUUCCCCUGUGCCUGUUUUCAUGUGUCGCUAUCCAGCGCAAUUGUGUACGACGGAAUAAACUCUGUAUUCAGUGAUUUACCCUCCUGCGCCUGACUCCUAUCACACUCAUCACACAUAGGGAAACCCGUAGAAGCCUUAAGACCCGGAUCAGUGAGCACCGCAGCAAUAUACGGACAGGUGAGACACAAAAUCAGGUUGCUGUUCAUUUUAUACAAGCUGGACAUCCUAUUAGUUCUCUGAGAUACAUUGGAAUAGAAAUGGUCAAGAUGUCACACAGGGGAGGGGACAUUGAGAGGAAACUUCUUCAAAGGGAAUCUUUUUGGAUCCACAGGCUCAACACACUGUCUCCUCUUGGCCUUAACGAGGAGUUCGACUUGAAACCGUUUUUAUAG